This is a messenger RNA of Rhipicephalus sanguineus (brown dog tick), 1401 nucleotides long. RefSeq names its product something about silencing protein 10. Gene Ontology annotation, biological process: maturation of SSU-rRNA from tricistronic rRNA transcript (SSU-rRNA, 5.8S rRNA, LSU-rRNA). The record is from RefSeq and is a predicted model, not a curated record. Gene Ontology annotation, cellular component: small-subunit processome; nucleolus. The transcript is spliced from 13 exons. NCBI's taxonomy places the organism in Eukaryota, Metazoa, Arthropoda, Arachnida, Ixodida, Ixodidae. Bases 16 to 1332 code for a protein of 438 amino acids.
GCACGCGAUUGGUCAAUGCAGAGCCGUGACGUCUGUCGCGGUUCAAAUGGGCCAUUCGCGUGCCAAAUCGAAGAGACCUAUUCCGACCCUCGUGAAAGAUUGUGGCUUUUUGCCCAUGCGAGGAGUCUCCAAAAGGACGAUAUGGCAAGCGACAUCGAAGAUGAAGAAGAUGGCCUGCCUGACGUGAAAGCAUGGGGAAAGAAGAAAUCGACCUACUACCACACAGACUUCGUCGAUGAAGACUACGCAGGUAUCACCGAGGAUGCAGCCGAGCUCGCAAGACUAGAAGAACAAGAAGCUCGCGCACUUCAGAAGCGGCUUGUCGAGCAACUGGACGAGGAAGACUUUGGACUCGAUUUAUUCCAGCUGCCAAAAGAAGACACUGCAGAGGUGUCCGAGAAGAUUUCAAAGGACUUGUCAAAACUUUCCAAGCGGGAGAAAUUGAAGUUGCUAUCCAAAGACAGCGCAGAACUGCUUGAGCUUGUGGACGACUUCAAGGCAAAGAUGAUAGAGCUACGAGACACAAUUUUGCCACUGGCCAAACUGGUUGAUAGUGGAAAGGUUAUCUCCAUGCCAGCAAUUGAGUACGUCAACCUGAAGAGACAGCUCAUUGUACAGUACUGCACAAGCAUUACCUUCUACAUGAUCCUGAAGGCCAAACGAGUGCCUGUCGCAAAUCACCCUGUGAUCAAAAGACUCAUUUCCUUCAGAAACCUUCUGAAGCAACUGGAGCCAGUAGACAAACGGCUGGCCACUGAAGUGAACAUAAAUAUGUUGGACAUGUUAUCGAAGGGUGAAGACAUCGUGCCAUUGACUGCAUCAGCAACAAAGCCACAGCAAAAGCCUAAACUAAGGAUCACUCAACAGGUGCAGUCAGAUGCAUCUGGCAGCACUAAAGAAGCUCCAAAAGGAAGUCCAGUGAAACAGGACAAGAAGCGCAAGAACACUGAGGAGGAGCAGGCGAUCCUCGACAUGUACGCAGAGAUGCGGAAAAAGUCACGGUUCGAGGGUAGCUCUGGCAGCGAGGAGGAAGAGGAAGAAGAUGUCGAGCUGGAGCCUUUUGAUGGUGAGGAUCAAGAACAACUUGAAGACGAGGAAGAAGGUGGAGAUGACAGGCGUGGCAUCACAUACCAGAUUGCCAAGAACAAGGGCCUGACAGCCAAGCGAAAGAAAGAGUACCGCAACCCACGUGUGAAGCACAAGAUGAAGUACCGCAAGGCAAAGAUCAGCAGGAAGGGACAGGUACGAGAGGUCAGGACGGAGCUUCAGAAGUACGGUGGAGAGUUGUCCGGCAUCCGUGCCGGUGUGACACGCAGCAUCAAAAUGAAGUGAAGAGAGGACCUGUGAUCUGCCAAAUUAUUUCUUGUGACAAGCUGUUGAUGAAGAGGUGCUUUUGGUUGA